This is a messenger RNA of Gastrolobium bilobum, 1035 nucleotides long. RefSeq lists its product as uncharacterized. NCBI's taxonomy places the organism in Eukaryota, Viridiplantae, Streptophyta, Magnoliopsida, Fabales, Fabaceae. The transcript has a single exon. The record is from RefSeq and is a predicted model, not a curated record. Bases 1 to 1035 code for a protein of 344 amino acids.
AUGCCUCCUUAUUUUCAUUUUGGUGAAGAAGAACUAAGCAAAAUUCCAGUGUGGAUUAGACUCAGAAAUCUGCCUCUUGAGCUUUGGAGCAAAAAAGCUCUUGGUAAGAUCCUUUCCAAGGUGGGUAAACCAUUGAGAACUGACCAUUUAACUGCUACAAGGGGCUCCAUCUCUUUUGCUCGAGCCCUUGUGGAAGUGGAUGCAGCAAAAGCUCUAACUCAGAUGGUUGUCAUUCAAUUACCUGAUGGCAGUUUGAUCAACCAAGCUGUUGAAUAUGAAAACGAACCCACUUUCUGUAAUUACUGCAAGACCAUUGGCCAUGAAGUUGCUUCUUGCACUUAUGCUCCAAAAGGAAGUGCCAUCUCUGAUAAUUCUGCUGAUGCAACCGAAGCUUCCAAAGGAACAGACUCUGCCUAUGCUGUUAAGGUGGAUGAAGCUAAUGUUUCUCCAUCAGCUAUCCACCAAGACAAGGCCCUAACUGCAAGCCAUGCCUCUGUACAUGCCACCACCCUUGGCCAGCAAUCUAGGCAUGAUACUAUGGAGAAGUCCAUCACCCCAUCUUGUCCCCCCAAUGAUGGAUUCACAAUUGUUACAUCCAAAACCAAGAGGAAAAAAUUUAGAUCCCUAAUGCAGCAUAUCCAUCUCUCAAAGGUAACGAGUAGGCCUUUCAAGGCUGGGAAAAAACCUGCUAAGGCUUCCAUUGCUAAAGCUGGUGCCUCCCUUGCUAGAAAUGGUGCGGCCGUGAAAGAUAGGGUGCCUUUUUCCCCUACCAAAGCUAAUGUUGCAGAGAAGGCUGUUCAGCCUUUUAACUCCCCUGCCACAAGAAGGAUCGCUGCUGUCCUUCCCUCUGCAUCAAAGCCUCCUGAGGCUGUUUCCUCAAGAGCAGAUGUGAAAUCUAAGAAGAAUAAAGAGAAGGAACCAGUCCUUUGCAAGGAAAACCGAACCAGCUCACUGCCUUUGGAGGCAUCGAAGAAGGGUCCCAAAAAAUCUAUAAUUACUGGUGUUGGGGAGUCUCUCCCCUCUCCAAUAUUAUGA